Messenger RNA from Stylophora pistillata, 916 nucleotides. RefSeq lists its product as uncharacterized. The record is from RefSeq and is a predicted model, not a curated record. NCBI's taxonomy places the organism in Eukaryota, Metazoa, Cnidaria, Anthozoa, Scleractinia, Pocilloporidae.
UCCGCUUUUAGGCUUGGCUAAAUCUACAUAUUAUAUUUGAACCUCCGUGUCCCGAUGUAUAUCUAGGUAUUCACAAAUUAAAGGCAUCUGCAUCUCAGUAUGCACUGAUUUCCGCCUUUUCAACCAAAGCUCUCGCAAAAUGAGGGUUAUUUGUGCGGGUUUGAGUAAAACAGGCACCAAAAGUCUGACUAAGGCUUUAAGAAUCCUUGGUUAUACAGCAUACGACUUUUCAGACCACAGAGAUUUUCAUCUUGAUGAGUGGCGAGCUACCUAUAGCACGGGAAAAGUGCCUGAUUUUACGACUAUGUAUGACGAUGUCGACGCUGUAGCAGGUCUUCCAGCGUCCGCCUGGUUUCAGGAAAUUUACGAAGCUUUUCCUGAUGCGAAAGUUAUUUUGGCUCUCCGAGACAACGAGGAAGUUUGGGUGAGAAGCCUUUCGAAGCAGAUCCAAUUCAUCAAUACCACGGACGGGUUUUUGACCAAAAUAUCACUCAGUUGGCUGGCACCGUUCCUUGGAUCGAUCUUCGCUCCGAGCGAGAAAGCACGCUCGCUGAAGGAAAAUCUGUUGGUCCAACAAAUGAUAAUGGCAAGCUAUGGGAGCCUCAACUGGAAAUCUACGGAGCUUUUUAAGAAGAAAUAUCGUGAGCAUAACCAGAGGGUGCAGGCUGUUGUCCCAAAGGAGAAGUUACUAAUCUUCAACGUGAAACAAGGUUGGAAACCUCUUUGUGAAUUCCUUGAGCGCGAAUUACCAGAGGAAGAAUUUCCUAGGGAAAAUGUAGCAUUAUCUUUUGUUAAACAAGGAAUUUCAAAAGAACUUGAGACAAUAAAAAGCCAAUUAUUCAUGUUGAUUGCGAUUUGUGCUUUUCUUGUUGGUGUGUUUUAUGCAGCCUUUUAUUUUAGAUAUCAUUAUGUUUGA